GGGGGCGGAGCUGCGGCCGCGAGCCCGCCCCCCGCUCGCCCUCCGCCGGCCGGCUGGCGCGGCCAUGGAGGUCUACAUCCCGUCCUUUCGCUACGAGGAGAGCGACCUGGAGCGGGGAUACACGGUGUUUAAGAUAGAAGUGCUAAUGAAUGGAAGAAAACAUUUUGUUGAGAAGAGGUACAGCGAAUUUCAUGCCUUACACAAAAAGCUUAAGAAAUGUAUAAAAACUCCAGAAAUCCCAUCUAAACAUGUUAGGAACUGGGUCCCAAAAGUCUUGGAGCAGCGACGGCAAGGCUUGGAAACAUAUUUACAGGCCGUCAUUUUAGAAAAUGAAGAGCUCCCCAAGCUGUUCCUUGAUUUCCUUAAUGUGCGACACUUGCCAUCUCUACCGAAGGCAGAGAGUUGUGGAUCGUUUGAUGAGACAGAAUCUGAAGAAUCCAGCAAACUGUCCCACCAGCCGGUGCUGCUCUUCCUCAGGGACCCAUUCGUCUUGCCUGCAGCCAGCGAUUUUCCAAAUGUGGUUAUUGAAGGCGUUCUCCACGGGAUAUUUUACCCUCAUCUGCAGCCCAGAUUUUAUGACACGCGCUCAUCUUUUCAUCUCGAGGUUUCCUCAGUCAGCGAUAGAUCCAUCCUGAAGUGCCGGCACCAGGAAAGUAUCACAGAAAGGCACUGUGCUGAAUGUGAGGACGGAACUAAACUGGAAAUUAUAUUUCGCUGUGCAUGUUAGGGCAUUUUUAAAAGGUCAUGUCAUUUCUAUUUACACUGCAGUAGGGUUGAGCCUUGCCUAGGGAUUAGCUUCUAGUGUCAGUACCUAAAAUAAAAUGGAGCAUCCAGAUUAUCCUCAACUGCCCUUCAAGAAGACGCCAUCUUGAAAAUCUGUACAUCCAGUGCAUCCAGGUUUUCUGCCAAUGUUGGGAGAAAUGACCGUUUCUUCCGCUGAAGACCUGUGGGGGUUGUUGGUGUUUGCUUAGGACAGUUUUGUAUAAAACCUCGUACCUUUUCACGCGAGAAUCAUACUUAGUCGUGCAAGAUGCUUGCUUCCCGAGAGGCAGGUGUGAACUGACUCACCUUAGGAGACAGAGUGAUAAGCCCCAUUUUGAUUCCUUCAUGGUUCUUCAGCACUCUUCAAGGUUUACUCGUUCAUUAAAUAAGUGGAACUGCCACCAGAUUGUUAUUUUCUGUAUCGUUUCCUUUUCACUGACUUCCUGUAUGGAAUUUAUGUAAGUUAAAUGUAUGUAUGAUCUCACUCCACUCAAGAUCUCACACACAUUCAUAUUUGGAGGAGUAUGAGGAGAAAAACACACAUGCAAAUGUAAUGUAUGUGCUGUAUUCGGGCAUUUCAUUGAAAACUAAUUAAUAGCUGGCCUAUUUAUGGUUAUUAAUUUUACUAAGCUGCUCUGUGGGAGACAAAUAUUUGGACUCAAGAGGAAUAACUGAAUCAUGGUAUCUGGUUAAGAUCUACAUAUAUAUAUAUAGGUUUCAAGCCUGCUGCAAACUUUUAGGGAUACAUUUUUGAUACCUAUGUGACUUCAUGCUGGAAACAGGCAAGGACUAAAUAAUCAAGUGUCAUGAACCAAAAAUAACUGAAUGCUCACAUGUUGGAGAUAUUUUUUAAAUGUUUUGUUGUUAGCUAUUUUGAGUUAAAUAAAAACA
Hyaena hyaena (striped hyena) is the source of this 1653-nucleotide messenger RNA. It is a transcript of the gene SNX24, whose product is annotated as sorting nexin 24. Gene Ontology annotation, molecular function: phosphatidylinositol phosphate binding. Bases 65 to 727 code for a protein of 220 amino acids. The record is from RefSeq and is a predicted model, not a curated record. NCBI's taxonomy places the organism in Eukaryota, Metazoa, Chordata, Mammalia, Carnivora, Hyaenidae. The transcript has 8 exons.